UCCCACUACCCCUUUGCAGAAAGGGGCACAUGCUGCCAUUGCCAGAGCAAGAUGGAUUGAGUGACAUAUUUCUCCAAGGGAGGUGGGGGGGGAGAAACGGCUGAAGCCCUUCCUCUAGCCCAAAGUAGAUGCCUUUCUGGCUCCUUGAUGUGGCCCUGUUUGCAAAUUAGAAAGCAUCUGAUGUGCUCUGGACAGGUUUCUUAGGACUCCCUCUUGCCCCUGGUCCCAACUUCUAUGCAUCGCUGCACUCUGGUCCUUGCAGUCUCUUUCUUCCUCCUGGGGCUGGGAGUUUGGUUUGGCACUUUAGGCCCCUCACGUAGCAGGGUGAGCUGUGGAACAGGCACAUCCCUCUCCCCACCACGCUUCUCUGCUCCAGCUCUGGCAGGAAAUGGAGGGAACGCCCUGGCUCAUAGAUCAUGUUUGCUUGGAGAGGCCCGGGGGCUACGGGAGCCCUGCGUGGGAGAGGCGAGGAGGAGCAUCCCAGUUUGACGACAGUAAUUUGCACUUUGAACAUGCUUCGUUUUUGUGUUGUGGUAACAAGAUUCGUUAUUUAUUGAUUAAAAAAGGGUCGGUAUUCUUUAGUUAUGUUUGUAGGGGUGGGGGUGGAAGGGGUUCAGGCUGUUUCCCAGGCUCCUUCGCACCACCGAGCUGCGGGGAGCACGUGGUGCCAUUGGAACAGCAGCUGGGAGAGCCGAGGUGAAGGCAGCCUCUGGAGUCAGAUGUGUCUCACAGCUUUUCCAGAGUAGAGGGAGAGCCCUUGAAGAGCCUGUUUGCAGUGGGAGCCUCUGCAGCAGUGUUUUAGCAGGAGGAUGAGUGUUGUGCCAGGCCCCAGGCGCGGAAGAGGGGGAGAGCCAGGCCAGCAGACGUGUGAGUGGAGCUCCCGGCUGGAAUGCACCAGCUCAGCAGGGGAUUGUCCUCCCCGGGCCGGGCAGGCGCCGUGCCCUGAGCCGGGUGCCCCGGCUGCCCGCGCCAUGGCUGCAGCAGACAGCGCCUCAGCCACGCUCCGGCGCCGCGACCUGUGCAGCCGAGGCAUCCGCCUGGCAGGGAAGAUGCGCUCGGACGUCGUUGACCUCCUGGACACCUACGUGGAGCAGCAGGGCCUGGAUGCAUCGGCCAGCGUGGCGGCGGUGGAGGGGGUGCCGGUGGCAGCGGUGGAGCGCUGGGAUGAGCAGACGGGAACCCAGCGGCUGCUGGAGAACCUGGCAGCGUACCGGGCAUUCCGGGCCCUGCUGGCGCAGAUGCUGGACGAGCAGCAGGAGCAGCUGGGGGAGGCCGAUGCCACACUGGGCCCGGCACUGGCGGCCGUCCUGCUCCAGGUCUCGGCCUUCACCUACCACCUCGAGGAGCUGCUGCGGCUGGAGAACCGCGGCCCCCCCGGCGAGGAGGCGGCCGUGCUGCCCAUUCCCCCCCAGCUCAGCCUCUUCGAGAGGAAGCUGCGGGGCCUGGGCGUGCUGCGGGAGCUGGCCCAGUGGGCAGUGAGGUCUGUGCGGGACCUGCGGCAGCUCGCCAAGCCCGGCCCGGGCAGCUGCGCAGGCCCCAGCCCAGCCGAGAGCCCUUGAGGGCAGGCAGGGGGCAGGGGUUGGAUCCUGCAGAGUGGGGGGCUCCUUGCCCACCUCUGCAGAGCUGUUGACAGCAGAGGGGUGUGUUCCGGGAGGGGGGUGGACGGGAGGGACCAUGUCACUGAACCCUGGCCCCCCACGCUCUUGGUGCUGUUUCCUGUGGGGAAGCUGGGCAUGGACCGCACUCUGUGCUGGAGGGAGCGAGGAAGCUGACGUGGGGCGAGCCUCGGGGGGUGCAGAUGUUCCCUGGGAAGCAGCUUUGCCGCUUGCCCCAGGGCCGUGCACCCCAGUGGGCUGUGGCAGUGUUGGCCUUUCCUGUGAAGCCUGGUCAGUGCCUGGCUUGCCUUGGCUGGGCGGGCAGGAGCUGCCUCAGGGCUGUGUGGAGGCAAGGCUGGAGUGAAGGGACAGAACCGUCACCUGGUGAAGGAGCCUCGGGACGUGCCCCCAGCUGCAAGA
Molecule: messenger RNA, 2015 nt
Organism: Neopsephotus bourkii (Bourke's parrot)
Lineage: Eukaryota; Metazoa; Chordata; Aves; Psittaciformes; Psittacidae
Gene: CNTF
Product: ciliary neurotrophic factor
Exons: 3
Coding region: 810-1559 (249 amino acids)
Biological process (GO): negative regulation of neuron apoptotic process; ciliary neurotrophic factor-mediated signaling pathway; positive regulation of axon regeneration
Cellular component (GO): axon
Molecular function (GO): growth factor activity; cytokine activity; ciliary neurotrophic factor receptor binding
Source: RefSeq, a predicted model, not a curated record